Molecule: messenger RNA, 2018 nt
Organism: Canis lupus familiaris (dog)
Lineage: Eukaryota; Metazoa; Chordata; Mammalia; Carnivora; Canidae
Gene: SPO11
Product: SPO11 initiator of meiotic double stranded breaks
Exons: 14
Coding region: 101-1249 (382 amino acids)
Biological process (GO): meiotic DNA double-strand break processing; meiotic DNA double-strand break formation; reciprocal meiotic recombination
Cellular component (GO): nuclear chromosome
Molecular function (GO): ATP binding; DNA topoisomerase type II (double strand cut, ATP-hydrolyzing) activity; DNA binding
Source: RefSeq, a predicted model, not a curated record
GCCCGCGGAGAGGGUGGUGCGGAGCAGGCGGCAGCCCCGCCAUCGUGGGUGCCGGUGCUGGAGCCGCUGCCCUUGGAGGUUUCCCUCGCCGUCGGCCGUCAUGGCCUUUGCGCCCAUGGGGCCUGAGGCCUCGUUCUUCGCGGUUCUGGACCAGCACAGGGCUUCCCUGCUGGCCGCCCUGAGGAGAGGCGGUGGGGAGCCCGCGGGCGGGGGGACGCCUCAGGCCUCGAGUUUUAACUUAAAAAAAGCUCUGAGGAGCGUGUGUGAGGAGAGAAAGAGGGAGGCUUGUGGAGAGACCUCGAGUUCUGAGGUUCUUGCAUCUAUAGAAAGUGUUAUCCAAGACAUAAUCACAAGCGUGGCAAGGAAUGAAGCACCUGCGUUCACAAUAGGCAACAGAUCAAGCUGGGAAAAUAUAAAGUUUGAAGAUUCUGUGGGUCUUCAGAUGGUAACUCACUUUACCACAAGAAAAAUCAAAAGUGAUUCACUAAAAUCAGUUAAAAAAUUUGCCCUAAUUCUUAAAAUACUGUCCAAGAUUUAUAAACUAGUACAGAGCAACACUUAUGCAACCAAAAGAGACAUAUAUUAUACUGACAGCCAACUCUUCGGUAACCAGACUGUCGUGGACAAUAUUAUCAAUGACAUUUCUUGUAUGUUAAAAGUGCCGAGGAUGAGUCUACAUAUAUUAUCUACAUCAAAAGGUUUAAUUGCUGGCAAUUUAAGGUACAUCGAAGAAGAUGGCACCAGAGUACACUGUACCUGUGGUGCAACAGCUGUUGCUGUGCCAUCUAAUAUUCAAGGAAUUCGAAAUUUAAUUACAGAUGCAAAAUUUCUAUUAAUUGUGGAAAAAGAUGCGACAUUUCAGCGACUCCUAGAUGACAACUUUUGCAACAGAAUGUCCCCAUGCAUCAUGAUUACGGGAAAAGGAGUACCUGACCUGAACACGAGACUUUUAGUCAAGAAGCUGUGGGAUACAUUUCAUAUUCCUGUUUUCGCUCUUGUUGAUGCCGAUCCACAUGGCAUAGAAAUCAUGUGCAUCUAUAAGUAUGGAUCAAUGGCAAUGUCUUUUGAAGCUCAUAAUCUCACAGUUCCAGCUAUCAGAUGGCUUGGUCUCCUCCCUUCUGAUAUUAAACGGUUAAAUAUACCUAGAGAUACUUUAAUUCCACUGACAAAACGGGACCAAAUGAAACUUGACAGUGUCCUAAAAAGACCUUAUGUUACUUGCCAACCAUUUUGGAGAAAAGAACUCUAGAAUGUUCUGGCUGACCUGAAGCCUAUUGUCCAUGAUUUGGGUGAGUAAAAUAAGUCUAGAUUUACUAGUUUGAGUCAACAGAGCGGUAGCACAGGACUCUGUCACAAGUGUACUUUGCUUUUAUUGACAGAUGGAAAUAAUGGCAGACUCUAAAAUGAAGGCAGAAAUUCAAGCUUUGACCUUCCUAUCAUCAGAUUAUCUCUCCAGAGUGUACCUACCUAACAAAUUAAAAUUUGGAGGAUGGAUAUAAAAAUAUAUCAGAAUAUAUCUUUUGAUUUGCAAGAGAUUUUUCAUUAGUUUUCAGUAGUAGAUACUGUUGUGGGAAGAACAUAUAUUCCUGAUUCUGUAGAGAUAAAAUAAUUUUCCAUUGGUGAUCUUUUUUGUCAAAACAGCUUUCUUUAGAAGACUUUGUUUUAUCCUUCUCUGUAGAGACUGAGUUGUAUCCUAUGUUCUAAAGUAAAUUAUAAAAGAGCAUAUGUUACUUUGGCUUUACCACUUUAUUUGAAAAAAUAUACAUGCCAUCAAAGUCUGCAGGAAUAUUUUAAUUUCUAUAAUGCAACUAAUGUUAAGCCAUAAAGCAUCUUUUUAGUAUCAAAACUAAUAAUCUAAAUUUGAGAGGCUGCAAAUGAAUUACAGUGUCUAGCAUUUCCUUUUUAGUUGCCCUUUUGUGUUUUGCCUUCAUGGUGUAGGGGUCGUACCCCCUUCAUUCACUUGUGAAAGUAGUAAAAUUUAUUAUGAAUAAAAAUUUGGGUUGAUACAGUCUGAAGCA